AAAUAAAAAUCAAAUCUUUAUUCUUCUUCUUUCCAUUAGAAUAAAAAUCAAAUCGACAGAAAAUAUCCAUGGCGAUUGAAUAUGAUGGUGAAAUUUAUCAACUCGUAAACGCAGAGGACGAUGUGGACAGCAAUACCAUACCAGAUGAUGCUGAUCAGUGUCUUGAUGCCCUCUUAUCUGGAGCUGUCGACAUGGACAAAUUGCUAAGUUCUUAUUUGCUGCUUUGGGCUGAGCAUGAAAAUGAAAGAGCAGAAUGCAAGAAGAGGUUUGAGAAAUGUUCCAGAAAGAAACUUCGACUGUUUUGCGAUUACCUAAGAAUCCAGGAUGCUUCUUCUUUCGGAAAGGCAGAUCUUGUACGGAAAAUAAUUGAUUGGGUGGAACAUAAAGCUGCUGAGGAGAUGCAUAAAAAGAACCAGGAGGAGGAGCUCAAGAAGAGAAGGAAACUAGGAGGACCUAGCUAUGGAGAUAUACAGACAGCUCUUUGGAAAGCCUUAAAGAUAGCUGGGAAACGGAAACCUCAUAAUAAUCUUGUCAAGAUUGCGAGCACAAUUCUUGAAAAGAAGUUGGACGCUGAGGAUGAAAAGGUAAAAAGGGCACUGUUGUAUGUGUUGGAAAAUUUUGAUGGCAAUUGGAGAGAAGGAAGUAGCAAGCAAUGAAAAAUAACAACACACAGAAGGUGCUGCUGAGUGACAAGGUGGUGGGGAGAGCUUCUUGUUUGCUAUACGAGUCUGUAUGUGGGUUCUGUGCUGUGUUAUAAAUGUUAAUUUAUUAGAGUUAACUUAUGUCCCUUCGCUUAUAUAACUUAUAUUUAUUAGAAUGAUUUCCCUUCGCUUUGUGUUAACUUAUGUGAAAUCCAGUGGAAGUAGCCAGCCUUAAUUAAUCACUUUAAAAAAUAAUAAUAGUAAUAAUAAUAAUAAUAUUGCUUUUGUGGUUUUAAAGCA
Papaver somniferum (opium poppy) is the source of this 941-nucleotide messenger RNA. RefSeq lists its product as uncharacterized. Bases 69 to 656 code for a protein of 195 amino acids. Lineage: Eukaryota; Viridiplantae; Streptophyta; Magnoliopsida; Ranunculales; Papaveraceae. The transcript has 7 exons. The record is from RefSeq and is a predicted model, not a curated record.